This is a messenger RNA of Sphenostylis stenocarpa, 1284 nucleotides long. NCBI's taxonomy places the organism in Eukaryota, Viridiplantae, Streptophyta, Magnoliopsida, Fabales, Fabaceae. The record is from the annotation of a GenBank genome assembly.
AUGAAGCUUCGGAUAUCUUUGCUCUGCGUCUUUCUAGGGUUUCUGGUGCUGUUCCUGUCGCCGCCGUCAAUGGCGAAAUUCGUGGUAGAGAAGAACAGCUUGACGGUUACGUCGCCAGACAACAUCAAGGGCACGCACGAUAGCGCGAUUGGAAACUUCGGGAUACCCCAAUACGGAGGCAGCAUGGCUGGAAACGUGGUGUACCCCAAGGACAACAAAAAAGGUUGCAAGGAGUUCGAUGAGUAUGGGAUUUCCUUCAAAUCCAAACCCGGUUCUCUUCCCACUAUCGUUUUGCUCGAUCGAGGAAAUUGCUUCUUUGCUUUGAAGGUAUGGAAUGCACAGAAGGCUGGAGCUUCUGCUGUUCUUGUUGCAGAUGACAUUGAGGAAAAGUUGAUAACCAUGGACACUCCUGAAGAGGAUGGGUCAUCUGCGAAAUACAUAGAGAACAUAACAAUACCAUCUGCCCUCAUUGAAAAGAGUUUUGGUGGAAAGUUAAAGGAUGCCAUAAGUAAUGGGGAUAUGGUCAAUGUAAAUCUUGAUUGGAGAGAGGCUGUUCCCCACCCGGAUGAUCGUGUGGAGUAUGAAUUGUGGACCAACAGCAAUGAUGAGUGUGGAGUUAAAUGUGAUAUGUUGAUGGAAUUUGUGAAGGAUUUUAAGGGUGCGGCACAGAUAUUGGAGAAAGGUGGUUAUACUCAAUUUACGCCCCAUUAUAUAACUUGGUACUGUCCUCAGGCAUUCACAUUGAGCAAACAGUGCAAGUCCCAGUGCAUAAAUCAUGGGAGAUAUUGUGCUCCAGAUCCUGAGCAGGAUUUCAGCACUGGUUACGAUGGAAAGGAUGUGGUUAUUGAAAAUUUAAGGCAGCUUUGUGUUUUCAAGGUGGCAAAUGAAACCAAAAAGCCUUGGGUGUGGUGGGAUUAUGUCACUGAUUUUCAAAUUAGAUGCCCAAUGAAGGAGAAAAAAUACAACAAGAAAUGUGCAGAUGCUGUCAUUGAAUCUCUUGGCCUUGAUAUUAAAAAGAUUGAAAGGUGCAUGGGAGAUCCGAAUGCUGAUUCUGAAAAUCCUGUUUUGAAAGAAGAGCAAGAUGCCCAGGUUGGGAAGGGGUCACGAGGUGAUGUUACCAUAUUGCCUACUCUAGUUGUCAACAAUAGACAGUAUCGAGGAAAAUUGGAGAAAGGUGCUGUUAUGAAAGCUAUUUGUGCUGGUUUUGAAGAAACUACUGAACCAGCUGUUUGUUUGAGCAGUGGUAAAUGUUUACUUUCUUUUGGUUCUGCAAAGAGAAACUAG